GCUCAGAGGCUCAGUGUCAAAACUCAGCUCGUCUCCAGAAUGAAGCUUUGUCCUCAGUCAGUCCGUAGGCUCGCCUUCUUAAGUCUCUGCUUUGUACUGAUCACAGUGAGAAAGUCACACAGCACAUUCGUCCCGGGAAGAUGUUUGUGUCCACGCAUGCAACCAGGAGUCAGAGGGCAACUGAAGGAGCUCACAGUCUACCCCAAAAGCCCCAGCUGUGACAGAGUCACAGUAAUAGUGACACUGAAGAGUACCAAUGAUCCAGUGUGUCUGAAUCCAGAGGCGCUGUUUGGCAAACAACUGAUUCACUGCUGGAAUAGAGCUCACAAGUUGGGUCGUGAUGUGACACUUUGCCUGAAGAGGAGGAGGCGGGGGAGAGGUCGUCAGCGCCAGCGCUCUCAACAGAGGAGCCGGGGCCUCAACAGAAAAGCCUCAUCCUCUAAUUCCCAAUAGUCAACCAGCCUGACAAAUGACACAAAGCUACUGCACGGAGAGAAGCGUGUACAUGCUGUUUUUUGCCACACUAAAAACGUCACACAGCUCAGACAUCAAGAUCCCCUAAACUGUUGUCUGAGCUGUAAAUCAAACUUUCUUUGUAGGCCAGUAGCAGAGAGCUUUACUUUAUCUGUGCAAAUGACUGAUGUUAUGUUGAAAACUGAGCCCUGGAGGCUUGUCAAAAAUGUUAACAGUUUUAGCUUUAAAACACUGUUAAAUGGUCCAUGUACUGUUUAUAUGUGAUUCUGUGCAUGCAGCUGGAAAAGCUAACUGGAACGACUUAGUUGGUUAUUUAUUUUUAUAUCAAUAUGAGCAUUUUUCAAACAUUGUGUUUUUUUUAUAAAUAAAUAUAUCAGCAAAAACACUGUGACCUUGUGUGCUAUUUAUUGUUGAAACUCCUGAUUAUCUUGAGAGCGGAAUGAUGGUAAAGACAAUUACUUCCUUGCCAGGAUAUGAGAGGUCACCCACAGUCUUUAGUUAAUAAACUACAGGAUGUGAGUCAGUGGCAGGCACAAAGCAAACAUGUCUUACUUAAAACAUCUGCACAAACAACAGGAGCUGACUGUGUGCUGUAUUGUAAUGCAACAGUAUAAAUAUAGAUUUCCAUGGCACUCUCCUGUGAAUAAGAGCAUGUUUGGAAAAUAUCACACCAUUGUUUUUUCACAGAUUAUACUGGACUACUGCUGUUGUUGCACAACUAAGACAUCCAGG
Messenger RNA from Anarrhichthys ocellatus (wolf-eel), 1206 nucleotides. Its product is annotated as C-X-C motif chemokine 10-like. Gene Ontology annotation, molecular function: chemokine activity. The record is from RefSeq and is a predicted model, not a curated record. Bases 40 to 453 code for a protein of 137 amino acids. The transcript has 4 exons. Gene Ontology annotation, cellular component: extracellular region. Gene Ontology annotation, biological process: immune response. NCBI's taxonomy places the organism in Eukaryota, Metazoa, Chordata, Actinopteri, Perciformes, Anarhichadidae.